Molecule: messenger RNA, 1530 nt
Organism: Nerophis lumbriciformis (worm pipefish)
Lineage: Eukaryota; Metazoa; Chordata; Actinopteri; Syngnathiformes; Syngnathidae
Source: RefSeq, a predicted model, not a curated record
AUGUCAGAAUCGGGGCACAGCCAGCCUGGCAUGUAUGGACCAGGACGUAGGAGAAGGCGACGCCGUGGCGAUCGGGACAUUGGACCUCCUGGCCAGAACCUGUCCGGACCCAGUCGGGAUCGAGAAUACCAGCCGCGUGAACGAAGGGAUGGAAGCGAAGAACCACCAGGCCCUCUCAUUCAGAAAACUCCGAUCAUUCUGGCGAAGCCCCCUGGGGAGAGGGCCAAGCCAUCACAGAAUACGCCCAUCAGUGGAGCACCAGUUCUUGACAAGCCAAUAAUGCUCAUGAAAGCUCGGGACGAUGCAGUCAAGCCUGCGACUCCUCCAGAGGCAGCACAUCAGCCUUCUGGUCCUGGGCCUUCUAAAGUGGAGAGGGAAGGCCAACGGCCCACGCAGCCUGUCUAUCAGAUUCAGAACCGAGCAAUGAGUGCUUCCGCGACAAGCAGCGCUGUGGAUCCCUUGGUUGGUCAGUCCAAACUCAUCCCCCCAGAGAAGAUGAAACACAGCAUCAAGCUUGUAGAUGAGCAGAUGAACUGGUGUGACAGUGCCAUGGAGUACCUGCGAGACCAAACAGAUAUGCUGGUGGUGGGAGUCAUUGGACUGCAGGGAACUGGGAAAUCAACUGUCAUGUCUCUGUUAUCAGCCAACACUCCCGAAGAAGACCAAAGGGGUUACGUAUUCAGAGCCCAGACGCAAGAGAUUAAGGAACGAGGUGGAAAUCAGAGCUCAGGAAUUGACUUCUUCAUCACGCAGGAGAGGAUCAUCUUCUUGGACACCCAGCCAAUGCUGAGCCCGUCUAUUCUGGACCACUUUAUCAACAACGAUCGCAAACUGCCCCCAGAAUACAACCUGCCUUACACAUAUGUGGAAAUGCAGUCCCUUCAGAUUGCUGCCUUCCUGUUUACUGUGUGCCAUGUGGUCAUUGUGGUUCAAGACUGGUUCACUGACUUAAACCUCUACAGGUUUCUUCAAACGGCCGAGAUGCUGAAACCUUCCACUCCGUCUGCAAGCCACGAUAGCACAGGCUCUUCUGGCAGUGACGACGGUGCAGAGUACUAUCCGCAUAUUGUGUUCCUACAGAAUAAGAGCAGACGUGAAGACUUCUGCCCCAGGAAUCUGAAGGACAUGCAUAUGGUAGUGGACAAAUUAAUGGCCCACUCUCACCUUAAAUACAAAGGUUCACUGUCCAUGCUAGACUGCAAUAUCUUUCCUGGUCUGGGCCAGAACUAUAUGACCACUGAAGUCAACAUGUUCCUGCUCCCUAUGCAGGAAAAUGACAGCGAGGAGAAUCUGGCAAAAACAGGGUCUACUCUGACCUAUCCCCUUUUCUCCUUGCUCCCUGGAUACAAGGGACAUCCCUCCUUCUCCAUUAUGGUCUCAAAGCUGCGCAGCCAAAUACUUGCCAUGCCCCGUUGUCAGCUGUCGCACACCAUCCUGACUGAGAAGAACUGGUUUCACUAUGCCGCUCGAAUUUGGGAUGGUGUGAAAAAAUCCUCCGCCCUCUCCGAAUACAGCCGCUUGCUCGGCUAG